Messenger RNA from Colletotrichum abscissum, 1560 nucleotides. RefSeq lists its product as uncharacterized. Bases 1 to 1560 code for a protein of 519 amino acids. The transcript has a single exon. NCBI's taxonomy places the organism in Eukaryota, Fungi, Ascomycota, Sordariomycetes, Glomerellales, Glomerellaceae. The record is from RefSeq and is a predicted model, not a curated record.
AUGUCUCGUGUUUAUGCCGAUUCCGACCAUUAUUGCCCAGGCAGCAUCCUGAAUCUCACCAAGUACAGACCAGUCCAGCCUCAUGGCACCUCUCAGUAUCUUCCAAACCCACCACCUGGCCCUGAUCUUCGCCACUUCGACCCUCACCGAUGUUUCCUGAAGGAUGAGCAUCUCGAACUUGAGGUGCUGGAACGCCUUUCACUGAAUCCCGGACCUCAAGUCUUCCGUUGCAAGAUCAUUGCGUUGCCCUCGCCCGAGUAUAUGAACAGCGACACCGACGUGGAGCUUCCCGUCCCACAGACUCAAGUAGUGGCCAAAGUCUUCGACCACAAGCUCUGGCCGAAAUACAACGGCACGCCGAUCAGCAACAUUGAACUCGCUGACGGCGCACUCAGCCGAGAGAGCUGCCAUUACCAGCAUCUCUAUCGGAAGAACUUGACCGGACCGCCGCACCUCACUGCGCAGUACUACGGUACUUGGGCGGUCAGGUUCGCCGUCGGCGAGACUCCCGAACGGCGCGUCCAGUACAAAACCGUGGCUCUCAUCCUCAUGGAGUACAUUGACGGCUACUCCAUUGAGGAUCUCUGCAACCGAGAUGAAUACGGUAAUCUCGUCCCGGACGAUGAGUUGCCGUUGGAAUUUCACCAAUCCGACACGGGACGCCCAGUCCUUCUGGACAUCAACCACGACACGCGGAUGGAGGUUCUCAGGCAGCUCAUCGACGGCAACGUCAGGCACAUGCACACGGGGGUUAUGGAUGGCGAUUAUGAGCCUCGCCAUGUCUACAUCACAAUGCGAGACGGAACUCGCGAUCUCGACAAGCCUCGGACGGUUCUCCUCGAUCUCAGUCGCGCACGCCUUUGGUCAACGACCAAACACGUGAAGGAUGCCGCCGAUGGCAUUCACUGCUUGGAGCUCGUCCCGCACCCGAUUCAUCCCUACGAAGUCGCCAGCGCCGCCCCAUUCGACGACUUUGCCGGAUGGUUUCCUCAAGAGUGGUUCGAGGAGACCGUGGACGGAGAUCCGAGCAAAGGAAAGUUUCGGGAAUGGCUGCUCGAGGCUUUUGGCCCUUUGCAGGAGGGUCCAGACUACUCUACAGGCGCAACCGUGGACAAGGCCAAGGCCGAGAGGGACAGAGCGGAGGUCCUGAGCAAGAUGAAGGCAGCGAUGAUCGGAACGGGCUUUCCCAUGUCCCCCUACCCGCCGCUCUACCACGCGGCCACUACUCUGGAGAUCCCGCAGAGUUUCAAAUCUCUCAAUAUUUCACACGAAUCUUAUCCCGCUCAUGUUUCCGACGCGUCUCUGUGGGAGCCAUCGAGGAACUUGGACGCGCCCUCCCGCGUCGACGUUCCCCCGACUGACCUCCAGCCCGAGUCUGGUGCGGGUGCGACGACGACCGGCUCUUGGAACCAGGGCGGUAGUGCGGGCGAAGCGUCAAACUCACACACGCACCACGAUCAGCCGGCCUUGGAGGGCGAGCAGGCUCCUGAUACGCACGAGAAACCGAAGCCCAACAACAAGAACAAGAGGAAGAACAAGAAGAAGGGCAGGCGUGGUUGA